AUGGACAAGCGCCGGAGGGCAAGAAGGGAAGCCCGCGAAAAGGCAGAACAAGAAGAGUACGAGCUCAAGAACCCCAAGAUUCAACAGCAGUUCGCCGACCUGAAGAGAGGACUGGAAAGUGUUACCGAAGAAGAAUGGGCAGCGCUACCCGAGGUUGGAGAUCUUACUGGAAAGAAUAGGCGAAGCAAACAAGCGAGACAGCAGCGCUUCUACGCUGUUCCGGAUAGCGUAUUGGCCGCCGCAGGGAGUUCCGGCGAACUUGGGAGCACUAUAGUUGAAGACGGUGCGGCAUCGACGGCCGGUGGCUCAAGUAAUCAGGAUGGGACAAUGACAAAUUUCGCCAAGAUCGGACAGGCCAGAGACAAAGUUCUUCAAGUCAGGCUCGACCAAGCAUCUCAGAGCGGAAGUACCACAUCCGGAAGCGCCACGAGCGUUGAUCCUAAGGGUUACCUAACGAGUCUAGCAAAAACCCAACUACCAGAAAGCGCGGCUCAGGUGGGUGAUAUCAACAGGGUCAGGGAACUACUCGAAUCCGUUAUCAAGACCAAUCCGAACAAUGGCCCCGGUUGGAUCGCUGCGGCUCGUCUUGAGGAACUAGCUGGUAAGAUCGUAGCAGCGCGAAACGUUAUCGCGCGAGGCUGCGAACAUUGUCCUAAGAAUGAGGAUGUCUGGCUCGAAAGCAUCCGACUUAACGAAGGACGCAACGCCAAGGUUAUUGCGGCACAAGCAAUUCAUAAGAAUAAUCGCUCAGUGCGGUUAUGGGUUGAAGCUAUGAAAUUAGAAGAUGACACUAGGUCGAAGAAACGAGUUAUACGACACGCUCUGGACCAUAUUCCCGAAUCAGAAGCCUUAUGGAAGGAGGCUGUCAACCUAGAGGAAGAUCCGGACGAUGCUAGAUUACUUUUAGCGAAGGCUACAGAGCUUAUUCCCUUGUCCGUAGAUCUGUGGCUAGCAUUAGCUAGGCUUGAGAGUCCCGAGAAUGCGCAGAAGGUGCUAAACAAAGCUCGUAAGCAUUGUCCGACAUCUUACGAGAUUUGGAUAGCUGCUGCGAGGUUGCAAGAGCAGCUAGGACAAGGAGAAAAGGUCAACGUCAUGAAGCGUGCUGCACAAGUCCUCGUCAAGGAAUCGGCGAUGCCAAAACGGGAGGAAUGGAUAGCAGAAGCAGAAAAGUGCGAACAGGAGGGUGCCAUAAUCACAUGCGGCGCGAUCAUUCGGGAAACCCUCGGUUAUGGUCUCGACGAAGAUGACGACCGUAAAGAUACUUGGCUGGAUGAUGCCCGUGGGAGUAUUAAUCGGGGCAUGUAUGAAACGGCUCGAGCCAUAUUUGCAUACGCGCUUCGAGUAUUCCCCACGAGCAAAACAAUUUGGUUAGCAGCUGCAGAUCUCGAAAGGAAUCACGGCUCGAAAGAGGAUCUAUGGCAAGUUCUUGAAAAGGCUGUUAAUGCGGUGCCUCGGAGCGAAGUAUUAUGGAUGAUGCUUGCAAAGGAGAAAUGGCAAGCUGGAGAGAUUGAUAAUGCACGUCGCGUUUUAGCCAGAGCGUUCCAGCAGAAUCCGAACAAUGAGGAUAUUUGGUUAGCAGCAGUUAAGCUUGAGGCUGAGAAUGGCCAGAUCGAUCAAGCACGAGGCUUGCUAAAGACAGCCCGGCAGGAGGCUCCGACCGAUCGUGUCUGGAUGAAGAGCGCCGUCUUUGAACGACAACUAGAUGAUCUCGAUGCAGCACUAGAUCUCGUCCAACAAGCGCUCAAUCUCUUCCCCACCUCUGCCAAGCUUUGGAUGAUGAAGGGCCAAAUUUACGAAGAUCUAAAAGAGAAGCUCGGUCAGCUACCCAAGGCCCGUUCGGUCCUCGAUCGCGCGCGCCUCGCCGUACCUAAAUCCGCGGAGCUAUGGUGCGAGUCGGUGCGUGUAGAGAGACGAGCACAAAACACAAAACAGGCUGAGUCGCUAAUGGAGCGAGCGCUCCGCGAUGUACCAAAAACGGACCAGGGUAUCUUAUGGAGUGAGAAGAUAUGGCAUCUAACAACGCGGCCGCAGCGGAAGCCCCGCGCUCUUGAGGCGAUCAAGGAGGUAGAUAACGACCCAGCACUGCUAGUAGCUGUAGCGCGCAUCUUCUGGGGCGAGCGACGACUCGAGAAGGCUCAGAACUGGUUCGAGAAAGCAUUGGUGAGGGACUCGGACCUGGGCGAUAGCUGGGCGUGGUACUACAAGUUCCUGCUCGAGCACGGGACGCAGGAGAAGCGCGAAGAAGUCGUUAGUAAAUGUAUUAGCGUGGAGCCCCGGCACGGCGAGGUCUGGCAGGCGAUAGCGAAGAACCCAAAGAAUGCGCGUAAGGGCGUCGAGGAAGUUUUGAAACUUGUUGCUGCUGAGCUGCACUAG
Messenger RNA from Daldinia childiae, 2373 nucleotides. RefSeq names its product Pre-mRNA-splicing factor prp1. Gene Ontology annotation, biological process: spliceosomal tri-snRNP complex assembly; mRNA splicing, via spliceosome. NCBI's taxonomy places the organism in Eukaryota, Fungi, Ascomycota, Sordariomycetes, Xylariales, Hypoxylaceae. Gene Ontology annotation, cellular component: catalytic step 2 spliceosome; U4/U6 x U5 tri-snRNP complex. The transcript is spliced from 3 exons. Gene Ontology annotation, molecular function: protein binding. The record is from RefSeq and is a predicted model, not a curated record. Bases 1 to 2373 code for a protein of 790 amino acids.